CGCGUCGAACGCACACGUCCCCUCGGGUCACAUGACCUGCUCCGCUGGCUCGCGGACAAACAGCCGACUCCUCCUGCUCUUCAAUCUGUAAUUCAGCCAGCGGUAUGAUAGGAAAAUCAGAGGUCUGUGGCGAGGAUAACACCCAUUAAAACCAGCCGGAUACCCGCACUGAGAUUACAAAGAGUUGUCGAUGCUGGACUCCCUGAUUCCCCGGUAUUAGGAGACAUGAUGGCCUCCAGCGACGUGGACACUAGAGAAGGUACUUUGUUUUCAGACCAGAAUCCCUCAGAAAUGGACGCUCUGUGUCCCUCUCCUCCCGGACCGACCCGACCCCAACGCCUCUACGAGAGGAUCGGAGGACGGGAAGGAACCUCUUUUUGCCAGACUCUGAUCCACCUGUUGAAAGGGAACAUCGGUACAGGGCUGCUGGGUUUGCCUCUGGCGGUGAAGAACGCCGGCCUGGUGCUCGGCCCCAUCAGUUUGCUGUGUAUGGGGGUGAUAGCAAUCCACUGUAUGACGGUGCUGGUGAAAUGUUCCCACUACCUCAGUAUAAAGGUGAACAGGGCGUCUCUGACGUACGGAGAGGCGAUGCAGUACGGGAUGGAGAAUGUUUCCUGGCUGAGGAGACACUCGCAGUGGGGAAAAGUGACGGUGAAUGUGUUUCUGAUCAUCACUCAGCUCGGAUUCUGCUGUGUCUACUUUGUCUUCCUCAGUGACAACAUCAAGCAGAACAUCCAGUACCCCAUCGACCUCCCUAAAGUUGGAAGACUCAAAGACUAUCCUCUCUUCUUCGGGACGGCCAUCUUCGCCUUCGAGGGAAUCGGAGUGGUUCUUCCUCUGGAGAACAAGAUGAACCGGCCUCAGAGCUUCAUCCCUGUUUUAUAUUUGGGGAUGGGCAUCGUCACCUUCCUCUACGUCACCCUCGGCACCAUCGGGUAUUUGUGCUUUGGAGACACCAUCGGAGGAAGCAUCACCCUCAACCUGCCAAACUGCUGGACCUACCAGGGGGUGAAGCUUCUCUACUCUUUCGGUAUCUUCAUCACUUUCGCCCUGCAGUUCUACGUCCCUGCGGAGAUCCUCAUCCCCCCUGUGUUGGCUCGUGUGUCGGUGAGAUGGGAGCGACCCGUGGACAUGUUGCUGCGCACCGUCCUCGUCCUCUUCACAUGCGCUCUUGCCAUCCUGAUCCCAGAGCUGGACCUCGUCAUCUCAUUGGUCGGUUCGGUCAGCAGCAGUUUUCUGGCGCUGAUCUUCCCGCCCAUCCUGCAGAUCAUCACUUUCCACACGGAGGGUCUUUCUCCUCUUGUCACCAUCAAAAACGCCGCCAUUAGCCUCAUCGGGCUCAUCGGCUUCAUCACGGGAACUUACAUCGCCAUCGAGAAGAUCAUAGAGCGAAACGGACUCAAAAGCACCGAGGCGUUUUCCUCCUUUAUGGUGCAGUGAUGACCCGAAAAAAGACAUUUAGAAAACAUAUUAGGGCACUUUUUUUAUUUUACUUUAUCCUUCCACUUGCUGCUGUUGGAUAUGGUGGACACUGCUUUUUGUUGCAUUAAUCUAUCGCGUUUUUAAGAAGCUGUGAGGAUGUAUAUUUCAUCCUUUCAUCGCUUUCUGACUCGAUUUCAUUGCUGUAACAAACUGCCACACUUAAUUUAAAGUACUGGAAAGUAGUGCAAACUUACAAUAACGUAAUAAUAAUGAUAAAUUCAUUCCUUCAGGUAGCUUCGAGAGAUUUUAGGUAGAGGUAUUUAAGAGGUAGUCUAUCAUUUUGAAUAUAUGAAUGUUUAAUCAAACUACCCCACACAUGUGUUUAUUUAAAUCUGGACUAUCAAACACUUUCCACAUUAGUUGUUGACCUUUAGUUUUCUGUAGAUAUUUUAACCACCACCUCAUUUAGAAGAAAAUCAACAUUUGUUGUUGCACUUUGAUGUAUGCCUUAUUCAGUAACGUCGUGCUACUUUGACAUUAGACACAUCAUGAAAACUCUAAAUCAAGUAUCUGUAUUUUUAGCGAAUAAUGGAGUUGAGUAUCAUUACAUUAAAUAAGAACUAAUUGGAAAAUAUAAGAGCUUUCUGGGGAAUUAUUCAGAAGCGAGGUGUUGCAAUAGUCCUUGAAAGAAUGGAAGUUAAUAACAUUCACCAAAGAAAAUAAUUGGAAUCUUUUUUUUAUAAUUUAGAGAUUUUACAUUUCUCAUCAUUUUAGAUUCUUAAUGUUUCUGAAAAAGUCAAAUUUGUCUGAAAAGUCAUCAUUUGGACCAAAAGUUAGAACUUUAAUAAAAAGCCAGAAUUUCCGAAAAAAAUCUGAAAAAUUUACUUUUUCCAUACAAUUUACUUAAAGUGUUACAAAUUUGACUUUUUCAGAAAAAAUUAAAGCAUUUGACUUUUUCAGAAAAUUCUAGAAAAUGUUUAUUUUUCUGAAUAUUUCCAAAAAAGUUACUUUUUAAAAAAAAUUCAAGAAAAUGUCAGGAAAUUUUACUUUUUCAGAAAAUGUUACUUUCAGAAAUUUCUUAAUUUUUCAGAAAAGUCAUAAUUUGCAAAAGUAAAAUUUAAGAACAUUUUGAGAAAAAAAGUCUAAUUGUCUUGAAUGUUAUAAUUUGGACAAAAUGUUAGAACUUUAAGAAAAAAACAGAAUUUUGUAUUUCAAAUUUUUUUUCCACAUUUUUUCCUAAUCCUCAAGAUAUUAAAACACUUUUUAAAUGAUUUCUCUUUUGUACAACACAUUAUAAUUAAGGAAAGUUACAGAGCAGCACUGUUUGUGUUUCUAGUCUCUAUAAGGCACCAACAAUCACGUGAUGCUGGAACCUGAGAUCUGGAUCGAAAAUACGAUAAAAGGGAAAAUAUAUUAUUCAUAGGAUUUAAUCAAAAUAAAUAUGGAUGAUUGUAAUCAGUAAGAUCUCCCUGAUACUCGACCCUAGCAGAAUGAACCGUCACUAAACAAAGUAAUAAUGGAGUCAGACUUUAGGAACCGAGUCGUACCGUCUUUAUGUCGGAGCUCUCCUGUGUUUCUGAUUCUUUUGAUCCCAUUUUUUUUGGGUGUUUUAAUGUAUUUACAAACAUUUCUGACUCACGUUGUUGUUGUUUGUUUAUUAAACAGCAUGCAUUUUUAAACACCUAACCUUGAAAAUGUUAUUUUCUUUGUGUUUUAAUUGAACAGAGAGGCUCUGCAUGUAUUAUAAUGUAAUGUAUGUAAUAUAAAACACAUUUGACACGUUUUAGUUAUUCUGGGUUUAACCGCAGACUCACUGCUUCUGUUCAGACGUCUCCAGUGUUAUGUGGCAGUAUACAAAAGGCUUGUUGAUAUAAAAGCCUUAUUCAUAAAGAAUUCAAACCAG
Messenger RNA from Gymnodraco acuticeps, 3325 nucleotides. RefSeq names its product solute carrier family 36 member 1 (gene slc36a1). Gene Ontology annotation, biological process: glycine transport; proline transmembrane transport; L-alanine transport. Gene Ontology annotation, molecular function: glycine transmembrane transporter activity; L-alanine transmembrane transporter activity; amino acid:proton symporter activity. NCBI's taxonomy places the organism in Eukaryota, Metazoa, Chordata, Actinopteri, Perciformes, Bathydraconidae. The record is from RefSeq and is a predicted model, not a curated record. Gene Ontology annotation, cellular component: vacuolar membrane. The coding region runs from base 226 to 1440 and encodes 404 amino acids. The transcript has 11 exons.